AUGGAAGGGCACAUAUUGUGCAUCAUUUUGCUUCAAUGUCUCACCGUGGUUACCAUAACUAGUGCUAAGGUUCCAGCUAUCAUUGUCUUUGGUGACUCGUCUGUUGACGCAGGGAACAACAAUUACAUAGCCACGGUUGCUAGGAGCAAUUUCCAGCCAUAUGGUCGUGACUUUGUAGGUGGAAAACCAACUGGGAGAUUCAGCAAUGGGAAAAUAGCAACAGAUUUCAUAUCUGAAGCAUUUGGAAUCAAGCCAUAUAUACCAGCAUACUUGGAUCCUAAUUAUAACAUCUCACAUUUUGCCACUGGGGUCACAUUUGCUUCUGCUGCUACUGGUUAUGACAAUGCUACUUCAGAUGUGCUAUCUGUGAUACCAUUAUGGAAGCAGUUGGAGUACUACAAGGGAUACCAAAAGAAAUUGAGUACCUAUCUCGGAGAAAGAAGGGCAAAUGAGACAAUAACAAAGUCAUUGCACGUGAUAAGUUUAGGAACAAAUGACUUUCUAGAGAACUACUAUGCAAUCCCUGGUAGGGCAUCACAAUACACACCAAGGGAGUAUCAAAGUUUUCUUGCUGGAAUAGCUGAGAAUUUCAUCCACAAACUCUAUGGUCUUGGUGCUAGGAAGAUAUCCCUAGGAGGUUUACCUCCCAUGGGGUGCUUGCCCUUAGAGAGGACCACAAAUUUUGUUGGUGGAAAUGACUGUGUUCCUAGUUACAAUAACAUUGCAUUGGAGUUCAAUGAUAAACUCAAUAAAUUGACCACAAAGCUGAAGAAGGACCUUCGUGGAGUCAGAAUAGUAUUUUCAAAUCCGUAUGAUAUUUUGUUGCGUAUUGUAAAAAAGCCUUCCCAAUAUGGGUUUCAAGUGACCUCAAUGGCAUGCUGUGCUACUGGAAUGUUUGAGAUGGGAUAUGCAUGCAGCAGGGCCAGUCUUUUCAGUUGCAUAGAUGCUUCCAAAUAUGUAUUUUGGGACUCAUUUCAUCCAACGGACAAAACCAAUGGUAUCAUUGCAAACUACGUGGUGAAGAACGCAUUAGCUCAAUUUUUGUAUUAA
Gastrolobium bilobum is the source of this 1050-nucleotide messenger RNA. Its product is annotated as GDSL esterase/lipase At2g04570-like. Lineage: Eukaryota; Viridiplantae; Streptophyta; Magnoliopsida; Fabales; Fabaceae. Gene Ontology annotation, molecular function: hydrolase activity, acting on ester bonds. The transcript is spliced from 3 exons. The record is from RefSeq and is a predicted model, not a curated record. Bases 1 to 1050 code for a protein of 349 amino acids.